UUCAAUUUGUAGCAACACAAAACACAAAUGCAAACUUCUUCUUUCUUUCAUCCCUUCAAAACUCCCGGAGCCCCGUUCUCCGGCACACUCCGGCAACCCAGCGUGGCGUUUCUUGGCGGUCGUAAAAGACCGCAAACAAUGGCACUCAAGAAAGAUGGUUCUAGUGGGAAGAUGGUGGACGAGAACAUGAUUGUUUUGAGGGAAAGGAUCCGUAAGGUGAAAGUGGAGAUAGAGUAUAAUAGCGGUGGUGAUCGGUUGCCGGAUAACUGGAUGCAGUGGGAGAGGACAUACUUUUAUAGUGGUUGUUACCACUCGGAUGUUUAUGGAGUGGUUGCGUUUUUACAACAGUUUCUGUUGGAGAGCCGGCCGAGCGUGGCGUUGGGACUGGCGGGGCUUUUCGUGAUUGGUGGGUCGACGGCAGGCGUGGCGGUUUUGCAUUUGUUGAUAAACUCAGUUCAGGGAAGUUAAAACAACGGUUGAUGAACUUAUUCCGACGUGAGUUAUAAACUCUAAUGGUGAAUAAAUGUGUAGAUUUACAACUGACUAAAAGGGUGUGUUAUGUGUAACUUUGGCUGGUUAAAAAAACUAAUUAAUUUAUUUGUUAUUUGUUAUGUAA
Molecule: messenger RNA, 616 nt
Organism: Helianthus annuus (common sunflower)
Lineage: Eukaryota; Viridiplantae; Streptophyta; Magnoliopsida; Asterales; Asteraceae
Exons: 1
Coding region: 28-468 (146 amino acids)
Source: RefSeq, a predicted model, not a curated record